AUGUAUAUGAAGCAUAUAAAUUCCCAUAUGUGAUUUUAGUUAUCAUUUAAAAUUAUCUUUAUCGAUAAAAAAUAUAUGAUUAGUAUAUAUAAUAUAUACAUUAAGGAAAUACGUGUAUAUAUGCUGUGUGUGCAUAUGAUACGAUGUUAAGAAUUAUUUUUGAUAUAUGAUAUAUAUUUAUUGGAAAUAAACGAGUCAUGUGACGUGUAAUUUUUGAUCCGCGUCAUGUUAUUCUCACGCAAUAUUAUUGUGAUAUUAUUUAUCUCCAAUGAUAUAUUGUAAUUUUGUAAAAUGGAACAAACAUAUUCUGUCACCAGUCUAAUAAAUCGGAAUUAAUUGUUUAUGGUUAAGUUACGUGAUGUUUUUGUUGUAAUUAAUACAUAUGUACAUUUUGUUAAUAUGUACAUAAUUGCUUAGAAGAAAUGUUUAUUUAAUAAAAUUAUGAUUGAAUAAUAACAUUAUACAAAUGUAUUAUAUAAUAUGUUUCAAUUACUCUUAUUACAUACAUUUUUUAAAUAAUAGUGGCACACAUGGAAAAUUUAGAAAAAAUAAAAACUAUUUGGAGAAUUGCGGAUGCAAUAACUUUUGACGUAGAUUCUACUGUUAUCAAAGAUGAAGGUAUAGAUGAACUUGCCAAAUUUUGUGGCAAAGGCAAACAAGUUACUGAAUUAACAAAGCAAGCAAUGCAAGGAAAUAUGACAUUCCAACAAUCUCUUUCAGUAAGAUUAGGUAUUAUAAAACCUAGUUUAUCACAGAUUAAAGAAUUUAUACAAGUACAUCCUCCACAGCUUACUCCGGGAAUAAAAAAUUUGAUAAAAACAUUGCAUUCACAUAAAAAGGAAGUAUUUCUUGUUUCUGGUGGAUUCCAUUGUUUAAUACGUUCAGUUGCAGAACAACUUGAUAUACCACCUGAAAAUAUUUAUGCAAAUAGACUUAAAUUUUAUUUUACAGGAGAUUAUGCAGGCUUUGAUGAAAAUGAACCAACAUCAAAAAGUGGUGGUAAAGCUGAAGUUAUUCGUCUUCUUAAAGAAGAAAAAGGAUUUAAAACUAUUGUCCAUAUUGGAGAUGGUGCAACAGAUUUAGAAGCUUCUCCUCCAGCAGAUGCAUUUAUAGGUUUUGGAGGAAAUGUAAUUAGAGAAAGUGUUAAGUUAAAUUCAAAAUGGUUUGUUACAACUUUUGAUGAACUUAUAAAUAAUUUGUAAUUUUAGAUAGAAUAAUAAUAAUUUGUACAAAUAUAAUGCAAUUAAAUUAUUUUUAUGAAUUAUA
Molecule: messenger RNA, 1266 nt
Organism: Vespula vulgaris
Lineage: Eukaryota; Metazoa; Arthropoda; Insecta; Hymenoptera; Vespidae
Gene: aay
Product: phosphoserine phosphatase
Exons: 6
Coding region: 531-1202 (223 amino acids)
Biological process (GO): L-serine biosynthetic process; dephosphorylation
Cellular component (GO): cytoplasm
Molecular function (GO): L-phosphoserine phosphatase activity; magnesium ion binding
Source: RefSeq, a predicted model, not a curated record